Molecule: messenger RNA, 6683 nt
Organism: Scophthalmus maximus (turbot)
Lineage: Eukaryota; Metazoa; Chordata; Actinopteri; Pleuronectiformes; Scophthalmidae
Gene: sema3g
Product: sema domain, immunoglobulin domain (Ig), short basic domain, secreted, (semaphorin) 3bl
Exons: 16
Coding region: 28-2391 (787 amino acids)
Biological process (GO): neural crest cell migration; negative chemotaxis; positive regulation of cell migration
Molecular function (GO): chemorepellent activity; semaphorin receptor binding
Source: RefSeq, a predicted model, not a curated record
AAGCAGAAUUCUCAACUCUUUAGCAGAAUGAAGGAAUUAACCCGUGUCCACCACAUGGCUCUUGCUGCGCUGCUCGUCGCCAUCGUCUCAGCGACUAAGUUCAAUGUGCCGCGGCUGAGACUGUCAUACAAAGACCUGCUGUCCACCAACAGGUCAUCUGUCUUCAGCGGUCACCAUGGCCAACUCACGCUCACUGCCGUCUUCCUGGAUGAGUACCGUGACCGCCUCUUCCUGGGCGGGAAAGACGUUCUGUACUCGCUCAUGCUGGGACCGGCCAGCAGCGAGUCUAAAGAGAUCUACUGGCCCCCUUUACCUGGCAACAAAGAGGACUGUGUUGAAACAGGGAAGGAGCAGACGGAGUGUGCCAACUUUGUUCGUCUCCUGAAGCCCUACAACCGCACUCACCUCCUGGCCUGUGGCACCGGUGCCUUCCAGCCCAUGUGUGCCUUCAUCAACGUGGGGCACAGAGGAGAGCACGUGUUCACGCUGGAUCCUACGAAUGUGGAAAAUGGACGAGGGAAAGUUCCUCAUGACCCCAGCCUCCCCUUUGCCAGCACCUUCAGCGGUGGAGAGUUAUACACGGGACUGACCGCAGAUUUCCUGGGAAGAGACUCUGUGAUCCUCAGGAGUAUGGGAGGUCGCUCCACUAUGAGGACCGAGACUGAUGAGAAACUUCUACAUGACCCCAAGUUCAUCGCUGCCCACCUCAUCCCAGACAACGACGACAGAGACGACGACAAAGUAUAUUUCUUCUUCACUGAGAAAGCCACGGAGGCCGGCAACAGGGAGGGGGCCAUACACUCCCGAGUGGGACGAGUGUGUGCGAAUGACGUUGGAGGCCAGAGAAUGCUGGUGAACAAGUGGAGUACCUUCAUCAAAGCCAGACUGGUUUGUUCUGUACCAGGUCCUCAUGGCAUCGACACACACUUCAACCAACUGGAGGAUGUUUUCCUGCUCAGGACCAAGGAUGAGAGGAAUCCAGAUGUCUAUGCAAUAUUCAGCACUAUCAGCAAUGUGUUCCAGGGAUUUGCUGUGUGUGUUUACCGUAUGGCUGACAUCCGAGAAGCUUUCAACGGACCCUUUGCUCACAAAGAGGGUCCCGACUACCAGUGGGGAGCUUAUGAAGGCAGGGUCCCUUAUCCACGACCAGGGGUGUGCCCGAGUAAAAUCACCAACCAGCCUGGCAGAGAGUUUUCCAGCACAAAGGAUUUCCCUGAUUCGGUGCUGCACUUCGCCCGCAGCCACCCGCUGAUGUGGCGGCCCGUCUAUCCAGCUCUGCGCCAACCCGUGCUUGUGAAGGCCAACAUCCCCUACAAGCUGAAGCAAAUUGUGGUGGACCGGGUCGAGGCAGAGGAUGGCCAGUAUGAUGUCAUGUUCAUCGGCACAGACAUUGGCACAGUGUUGAAGGUCAUCGCCCUGCACAGUGGAAACAGUCUAGAGACAGAGGAGGUCACACUGGAGGAGCUGCAAGUCUUUAAAGUGCCAACUCCAGUUACAUCGAUGGAUAUAUCCGUAAAAAGGCAAGCCCUGUAUGUGGGCUCUCCAGCGGGUGUGGCACAGGUGAAGCUGCAUCGCUGCGAGACUUACGGGAAAGCCUGUGCCGAAUGCUGCCUGGCCAGAGACCCUUACUGUGCCUGGGAUGGAUCCUCAUGUGCACAAUAUGCAGCCAACAGCAAGCGCCGCUACCGCAGGCAGGACAUCCGGCAUGGAAACCCUGUGCUGCAGUGUGUGGAUCAGAACCUGAGCGAAGACCUUGACGUGACAGAGGACAGGGUGGUGUAUGGGACUGAGAACAACAGCACCUUCCUGGAGUGUCUCCCUCGCUCCCCACAAGCGACUAUAACCUGGCUCGUCCAACAGCAAGACCACAAGGAAGAGGUGAAGCUAGACGAUCGUGUGAUAGCUACAGAGCGGGGUCUCCUGAUCCGCCGUCUCUUCCGCCAGGAUGAAGGCGUGUACAUCUGCCGCUCCCGAGAGCACAGCUUCACGCAGACCCUGGUCCGCCUCUCCCUCGAAGUCCUCCAGGGGGAGACCGUGGACGAGCUCAUGGCGCGGGACAACGCCGGCCUCUCUGACUCGUACAAGGACCGAUCCACAGGGGGUUACAGGGCCUGGAUGCCCUGUGGUGCGUACACCAGGGGUGGCUCCUCAAGCCAAAUUGGCCAAUCACGUACCUGGUUCAAAGACAUCAUGCAACUGAUCGGGCCGUCAAAUCUGCCGCACGUGGAGGAGUACUGCGAGAGGAUGUGGUGCAACGACAAGCUGAGGCGGAAGCACAAGGGCAUGCUGGAGAAGUACCGCCAAGCGCAGGAGAGCGCCAGGAAGGCUCGCAGCAAGAGCUCCGGCGAACGGAACCGGACGCCGCGGGAUCUGAGCGCAUGGGAGGAGUAAUGAAGAGAAUGUGGGAGGGGCAAAGAAGGAGGAAGUGAAAGGUGGAAAAAAAGAGAAUUGUAGUAUCGGACAAGAUGAAAGGGACAACAAAAAGGAUCAAGAUCAAUCUCGUAGUUGAAACUUUGGCACUAGGAUUUUUUAGGAAUAAGGGAGAUCAGAACAGCUUUAGCCGGUCAUCCAACCAAACCGAAUAGAUUUAAUGAAAUCAGUGAUUUAGUCUAUGUGAAGGUCAGGUGCUAGAGCGUGGUUGUCUUGAUAGACAAAACAAAAAGAGCCGUUGGACACUGACAAAGAGGAAACGGGAGAGGUACACGCUGAGGAGGAUUUAAAAAAAUCUUGAUUACCAAGGACCCCUCCCCCGCCUGACAACGUUGCCCUUGUGCACAUUUACUGUCAUUGAAGAGACAGACACUCUUUUAAUUGCAUCACGUCGUUUAAGUCAAUCUUCACUGAGAAAUCCCUCGACACUCCACAAACCUCUGAUUUAAAAAAUGAAUAAAUGUAUGCAUGCCUGUGGAUUGACUUUACCAAGAGCAGACCCUGUUUUGUGUCUGCCUUGGCAGCCUUGUGUACUCUUUGAUGAACAGUGUGUUGCCUCAUAUUAUUGUGUUGAUCGUCUGAUGACACUCCUAGCUGCACUAGGCAGGUUAAAAACUGACUGACUCUCAACAGAGAGGAACAUCAACAUUUACAUAUUUUACUUGGACCAGAAAACAGCAUGUUUGCUAAAUGCAGCUUUGACGUGUACAAUUACUUUCCAUUGCUUUUUUCAAGUUGGUCACAUUUCACACUGGAUUCAUUUCCUUCUCACUUUCUCUCCAACAGCCCAUACCUCUUGCCUUGAUCUGCCCUCGACUUUGUUUUUAAGUUCACGUUCAUGUGUGACUUCAGCCUCGAGACAAAGCGACCUUUACUGUAUUUGUUAGGGGUGCAUGGAGCUAACGAGGCACACAGACUAAAGCUGGGCUCAGACAACAGGAGUUUCAGGCCGAUUUAACCCCUUUUUUGCCCCCCACCAGAGAAUCAGAGGAGAAAUCCGGCCUGGAACCUUUUUCCGUUCUGAUUUUAGGCCCGGACUAUAUGGCAGUGUGAGGGGUUUACAGAGCCAUUCGGUCACCUCCCGAAAUGCCUGCGGAAUCAUCGUGGUUCCCCGAUAGUAAUCAUCAAAAUGUUCAGGAUUUUUCGGAAGUCGCGCUGAUUUUAUCAGUACUUUCAGAGCGGAACCAAUGAGGGAGACGAGCCAAGCAGCUGUUAGUGUUGCCAAGCUUACACUGCUAACAACACUUUCAGCUUUUCAACAUUACAGAGCUUUUAAAAACGGUGACCACCAAACAAGCUACUGUACAAGCUCGCUGGACAGCCGAGUUGGAGCAAAGGCUUGUUGACUUGAGUGCUGGUACAACGUGUCUUCCUUUUUCAAUCUCUGCAAAGCAUUAUUACAGAUAGAGCAAGCUGUUGCACUAUGCCAAUAAUCGUAAUAUCAUGUAGUGUGUGAUGUGCCAUUAUUUUCAAAUCUUGUAGCGUGUGCAUGUUUGAGAUCAAGGCGAAUAUUCUCCUCUAGGCCGUGAUACAACCCUGAUUUAGGAUUUUAAAACUCCUCGUCUGGGCCCGGCUUAAGACACUCUCUCAAAUACACUCACACACACACACACACACUCACUCUUACAUAAACUGACAUCCCACUAACCCAUAACACUGAAUGUAUAAACUCAUCUUACUCAGACUGGAAGCUACCAUGAGACGACUGUUGAUGGUUCAACAGAUUAAAGGCACAUUGCUUUAUUUUCACUGCUGUGGGUUUCCAUUAAACACCAGCUAGAGAUCACAAUCCCUCUUCGCUCACCCCUUACAGGGAUAAUACAGAGACUCAUGUUCAUGCUUUUGGUUUAUAUACCAUUCGGUCUCUUGGAAUGUACCUAACAAUCCUCAAUUAUGGCUUCCGAGGGGGAAAGAAAACCCUUCUCAUCUGGAACCAACCAACCAAUGAAUGUUUAGUUGAUUUGCUCUUGAUAAAAUAAUUGUAAUCGUACAUUCAUUUGGGCCAUAAACUAACUCACUAUUAAACAGGCUAAACUCCAGUAUCCUCACUCCACAUGUUAAUGAGCCACUUAGCUCCUUUUCCCAAAGUUCCUCUGUGUGCUGGAGCUUUCCGGUGACAACAGAGGGAAGAGCAGAAGGGUCAACUAUAAUCACUAUCUCUUCUUGUCAUUCUGCUUUGUAAACACUGGUUUUGAGACGGUUCACGGUUUGAACACAUGAUAAUCCACGAUGUUAUUAUCAUCAGUUUUGUUGUUAAAAUAUAACUUUUACGAGCUGCUCAUUCCUCCAUAGGUUUCCUAUCCGCGGGUAGCAGGCAGAGAGGAGAACGGAGGGUUUAAUUCAUUAAUCCGACGGUUUUGAAUAGGAUAUGUACAUUGUGCAAGUGGAAAAAAAUCAUCCACUGUCCAGCUAUAAACUGUACAAAGGUUAUCUGUGUCCUUAUUACAUUCAUUUGAAAACAGCUACAUAGACAUAAAGUGAGAAACAGGGUCCACAAGAAGCCAAGUUUCUUAGAAGCCAAAGAACUGAGGACGUCCAACAUGGCUGCCAAAGGGCGUGUUCACCUCUUGUAAAAUUCUUUUGUAUGUAUUCAAAUGGAAGAUGGUUGAUCUAUUCUGGGAGCCGUGUAAUUGCUUAAAAUUAGCCAGGAAGCAACAUGACACCAAUAAACCGGUGGGGUUUUUUGUGACCUUCGUGGCGUAUGAAUGGCCGCUCAAGAGGACAAACGCAAAAAAGAGAAGGAGUUGGGGAGAAGAAAGGAGAGGUAGAUUUUAAAAAAGGUACUGUAAGGCAUUUUGUGAAUGCUGUUAUUUGCAAUUUAUUAAAAUCAGAAUCCUCAUUACAACACAUACCACAAUGUGAAUGAAUAUAAAGUGAGAAGGAAAAGGUUUGUUUUUUUUCAGUUUAGGGAUUGAGGGACUGGCUAUCAGACUGCAAUUGAAAUAUUUGAUCUGAAAAAUAUUGCUUGUGAUCAACCUGAUAAAUGACAGAAUGACAGGAAGAUGCAUGAAACAAAGAAAGAAACCCAGGGUAAAAACUGUUUGAGUAAAAAACUUUAUCGAUCUUAAUAAUCUUGAAUAAAAGUCAAUUUUUAUAUUUUACUUUUAUCAUCAUUCUGUGGAAACGGCUACACAAGCACUUGGUCUGGUCAGUGAAGAUGAUGUUUGUUGUUGUGGUGGUGGUGGUACCAGAUUUGUUUGAGCUUCGUCCUUUCUACAUCCUGAAUUACUGUCAUUAGAAAAAGUAAAUGAGUACAUUUUGCAACUAUGAUUGUGAGUUUAGUUGGUAAAAAUGUCUGGAGAUAUAAGGUUUUACAUUUUACGGCCACUCUCAUAGGAUGGAAGCACCAGAAGAAACGCUGACACUCUUUUUGUGAUUUAAUAAGCUUCAGAAUGACAUCGGUCACACUUUCAACUAUAGAGCAGAAAAGAUGUGCCAUUACUUAUUAAAUAUCAAAAAGCAUUUCAGCUGUUGUUGUACAUUUGUACACAUUGUGUUGUGAUCUUGCAUCUGACAUUUGAUAUAUUUAAACUUACUAUAAUGAUGACAAACCUCUGUAGCUAGUUGUGUUCGGCGCAGUUUGUCAGUCCUUUUUUUUUUGGUUUUUAACUUGAAUCUAAAAAACAGAGUUUGGAUUUGCAGCACUUGUCCUGCCUUAAUGUUCAUCUGUAAUAUUUUACAGUGUAUGUGUAAGGACAAUUGGUGGAUGUAUCAUUUGUCAGGGAUUUAAACUUAAAGAAAAAAAAAAACUGUUCACCCCUGUUGAACUGCAGCAGGCGAAUUCACUGAUAAGCUGCUCCUCCAGAAUACCUACACAUGCUCUGACCUCCAGUUACUCUACACAGAGCAGACAGGAGGUUUGGGACAAUGUUAAAAAGGAGACUGCAGUUAAAACAUUUGAACAUUUAAACAGCCCAUUAAUCCAUCAGUCCAUACAGUAUAGUAUUCAUUGGCCUUGAAACGUUGAACAAGCAUGACCGACGGAUAAUAACUUGUUUUGUUUCGCUUUUUUGUUGUUUCGGGAAUAACACCACAAUUUACAAUAUAGAAACGGAUCUUUGGAUUGGAAACGGACAUUUUCUUGGUGAAAAUGCUUCAUUGUACUGUAAAGAUUGUGUGCUGGUUGUGGGGUCUCCGACACGAAGAGCAUAAUUUAAAUGUGUAUUUAUGUUUUAUUUAAGUGUCUUUCUACCACGCAUGCUGUGUAGUUGUAUGCUGUGUAACAACAUUAAAAGAUGAUUUUCUAACAUAAA